Molecule: messenger RNA, 2902 nt
Organism: Vidua macroura (Pin-tailed whydah)
Lineage: Eukaryota; Metazoa; Chordata; Aves; Passeriformes; Viduidae
Gene: SLX4IP
Product: SLX4 interacting protein
Exons: 9
Coding region: 597-1949 (450 amino acids)
Source: RefSeq, a predicted model, not a curated record
GGCGGGUGCGGCGUGGGGAGGGGUACGGCUGCCUUGUGCCGCCCGGCUCUUGCGGCCGCGCCUGGGGCUUCGGCCUCGCUUUUCUCCUCGGUUAAACCUCUGAGGGGAUGCUCGGAGAGCCGGGGCUCUGGCGGCGGUGCCGGUCGGCUCCCACCGAGCCUCCCUCAGGCGCCGUCUCAGCCGCUCUUUCCCGUUCCUCAUCCCCGUCCAGCCUGCCCAGGCAUAAAAAUAUAUGUAUAUAUCUCUGAUUUUUCUUCUUUGCAUACCCGCUACUGUAGCCACUCUGCCUUACACCUGCGCCUAGCUGUCUGAAGCUUCCUGUGGGCGGGCAGAAGUGCCCCGGCCAAAACAAGUUCAAAUAACUUUGUUCCCUGAACACUGCUUUUCGUUAGCUCGUCUGCUUUCCUGUAUUCACUUUCCCUGUAUUCAUUCCUGUGCCCCCUCUCUCCCAUCUCUCAGACAUGGGCAGUGGGUGAAGCUUGCUGCUGUAUCUCCAAGUGUGUGCCAGGAGUUUUCAGUUCCUCCUCCGUCCCGAGCUCUGUAUUUCCUUUCCACAGGAAGCUGCUUUGCUAAGGACCAGCUUACACUGACCUAUCAUGGCAUCCAACAAAUUUGUCAUUAAGUGUAGGAACUUUGCUGUCUUGGUGGAUGUUCAUAUUUUCCCUCAAGGCUCCAGUAAAGACACCAGCUGGUUUUCAGAUCAUGAGAAAGAGGAGGUCUGCAAGCUGCUAGAAGAAGUUGUUGCUUCAAGGGUCAAACACUACUUGGAGGCACCUAAACAACGUGGUCAGUGGAAAUCCAUGCAACAAGGAUCAUCUGGGCCUUUGUUUCUUACUGCCAACAGUUUGCACAUUACUGCCUACUUUAUGAAGAGAUGGGUUAAUCUCCGUUGUGCUCUAGGGAAACAUUAUCGUGAGCUCCGUGUGUUUCCAGAGAAAUUUAUCGUUUGUGUCAGUAAACUUGACUUUGAUCCAAGUGCUUGGACAUGUGACAGUGUUGGAUUGAAAGAAGAACUUUCCAAUGGGACAUCUGAAUAUUUUACUGAAUCUGCUGAGAACAAGAAGCUUAAGAUUAAUCUGAGUGAAGAAAUAAAGCAAGACACCCUGAGAAAAAUUGUGAAGAGGACAAAACCAAGGAGAAGUAGUGCAAGCAAACCUCAAAUCAGCAAGGACUCCAAGAAAGUGUGUCUUGGCUGGGCAGACUCACAGACAGAGAACAGAAAGAGUGACUGUGAGACUUCUCUCAGUGCUCAGUCUGCUGUGAAACGUAGGAGCCCCAGCCUGCUGAAGGACUGCACAAACACAGCUGAAAGCAGCUUGGGGCUUCCUGUGUUAGAGCAGAGAAAUUAUGUUAAUCAGAGACAGCCAGAAGAUGUUCGCAGCCAGCAAAAACCUCACUCUCUAGAGUGGUCAGAGGCGAGUCUUCUAAGUGAGGGCCCUCCUUGCAGCUCUGAGUCAGCUCUGCCAGCUCCAAAGCAAAGUCAGAGAGUGACCAAAACACAGGCUCAGCUCGAGACCUGUGGUUCAGAGGAAAAGUUGAAGCAUUUCACAAAAGUGUCCUCUGAAGGGACUUCUUUAACUUCUAUCAAUACAGAAAUGAGUGUGUGUGAUGAUAAUUGUUUGGGUCCAUUCCUGGAGGAGAAGACACCUCUUAAUUUCAGGUUGUUUUCAAAGCAAGACAUGACAAAGACUGUGGUUGACCAGAAGUCAUUGACUUUGAGAAAAAAACCCUCCUGGUCUCUUUUUGUGGGCAUCAGUGGAGUGCAGACAAGCCAAAAUGAGCCAAGCACAGCCCCUGAAGAGCUGCCUGCAGUGCCAACAUCAUGUCUAGAACUGCACCCUGUGUCUUCAAAGAAGAUUUCCCAAAAAAGAAAAAAAGAAGUGGAAAAUGGUCUUGGGAAGUUAAAACUGCGAAGGCUUAAGAAGUCAAAAUCUGAAAUACUGCCUUGAUAGCAUGGGUGGUCAGCCAAGGUUGUGCCUAAGCAAAGAGCAGGAAGCAAUUCAAAAUGAUGGAAAACAAUAAAAUACAAAAUGAAAAUUAGAGAACACAUUAAGAAAAUAUAGUUAACUAAGGAUCUUAGUCAUUUGGCACUGUAAUAAAGGUAAUCCUUUUAAGUCUUUAGGAAUUAGUCACGAUUAUGGCACAAGUCAGCAUCAUAUUUAUAGAAAGAAAAAUCUCUUAUAAAGUAAUAUUUGCUAAGCAAAAUUUUAGAUUUAUUCAUAUUCAGUGCUAUUAAAAAGUCAUAUCAGCUGCUAACAGCAAAAGUUAAACCCCCUGUUAGCAGCUGCAGUUAUUUGAUAUCUUGCUUGUUUCUGAGCAUGUAGUUUGUUUCAGUAAAAAAUUAACCCUUUCUCUGUAUUAGAAAGUUUGUGGUUUACUCACAUGAUCUUUACAGCAAUAAAGCAAAUUAAGUUUAUUUCAAAUAACUCUUUAACCAGGAUUAAUAGCUAAUGAUUUGAGGCCCACUUUUUCAGAGAAGUUUAAAAAUAACUAGUUUCUGCUUGUGUAGUUUUGAUAUGAACAUUUAAUUCUAGCACAUCUUGUGGAUACAAAUCAUGCAUUCAGUCUUGUGGAACAAUGAAGGUUUCUUCUAUAUAUUUAGAUUUAUAUAUUUAUACCUGGGUGUGCAAACAUCGUUCUUGGGUGAAGUUCACAUAUAAGCAUGCAUACACAUCUUCAUGGAUACAUGUUUCAAAAUCAGGCCUUGCUUGUGUGCAAGGGCAACACGCUGGUUUUCAUGUGGAAGUAAUACCAGAGUUAAAUCUUAUUUUAAGAUAAAUUUUAAUUUCACUGUUCUUGUUCAUACUGCUUCUUAAAUUUAAAUGCUAAUGAGCUAAGGAAAUGUGCCUUUUUUAUUUCAUGCUUAUCUUUUUUAAAUGUGUAGAAUAAAUGUAUAAGCUGU